CCCGCUCCAGGUUUCGCUUGUCGGGCUUCUUCCUGUGUGCUCGCUAACCUCGCAUGUCAUCGCACGUCCAAAGGAUCGGCCACUACCGGCUGGGGAAGAACCUCGGCAUCGGGUCCUUUGGCAAAGUUCGACUGGCCGAGCACCAGCUGACCGGCAAGAAGGUUGCGGUCAAGAUCCUGAACCGGAACCGGAUCCGGCAGUUGGACAUGGACGAGAAGGUGCGCCGCGAGAUCAAGAUCCUCAAGCUCUUCUACCACCCCCACAUCAUCCGCCUCUACGAGAUCAUCUACACUCCGACAGACAUCUACAUGGUGAUGGAGUACGUGCCCGGCGGAGAGCUCUUCGACUUCAUCGUCUCCAACGGCCGCCUCUCCGAGCCGCGCGCGAGGGCCAUGUUCCAGCAGCUCAUCUCGGGAGUCGAGUACUGCCACCAGCAUGCCGUCGUGAUGAAGGACGGCGACUUCUUCAAGACGUCGUGCGGCUCUCCGAACUACGCCGCGCCGGAGGUCAUCUCGGGCAAGCUCUACGCGGGGCCGGAGGUCGACGUCUGGUCGUGCGGCGACCUCAUCUCCCGGAUGCUUGUCGUCGACCCGCUGCAGCGCAUCACCAUCCCCGAGAUCCGGCGGCACCGCUGGUUCACCGACGAGCUCCCCCUCUACCUCUCCGUCACGCCCGACCAGAUCAUGUCGCAGAUCCGGUCUAUCGACCAGGACGUGCUGAUGGAGGUGGCGGUUCAGCGGCGUUGGCACUUGGGCGUGCAGAGCUCGAUGUCGCCGGCCGACAUGAUGCUCGAGAUCUUCCGCGCGCUGCGCGUGCUGCAGUUCGAGUGGAAGAUCGUGGCGCAGUACUCGCUCAAGUGCCGCCCGUGCACCGCGCGCACCGCGAGCGAGGGGAUGGGGCAGGAGCCGAUGACGCGCUUCAAGGUCAAGGUCGGCCUGCAGCUGUACAAGAUCCAGGAGGACUCGUACCUAUUGGACAUCCGGAAGGUGGACGGAGACGUGCUGCCCUUCAUGGAUGUGUGUUCGCUAUUGUUAAGCGAACUGAAGCUGUAGCGGGGAGGCCGUCUCGGGUGGGGCUGCCUCUCUCACCGUGUCUCUCACCGACUCUGUGUCUGGGCUUGGGAACUAGCGAAUCGUAGCAUGUGUAAUCUUUUC
This is a messenger RNA of Emiliania huxleyi CCMP1516, 1154 nucleotides long. RefSeq lists its product as hypothetical. The transcript is spliced from 9 exons. The record is from RefSeq and is a predicted model, not a curated record. Gene Ontology annotation, molecular function: ATP binding; protein serine/threonine kinase activity. Gene Ontology annotation, biological process: intracellular signal transduction; protein phosphorylation. Lineage: Eukaryota; Haptophyta; Isochrysidales; Noelaerhabdaceae. The coding region runs from base 54 to 1052 and encodes 332 amino acids. Gene Ontology annotation, cellular component: cytoplasm.